AUUGAUUAUUGCAUUACUUAAAAACAUGCGUUACUCGGAUAUAGAUUAUUAAAGUUGGGUGUGAUAUUAAGCACUGAGCCUGCUAAGUCUUAGUAGAAAAUUGACGAGAUCUAAGUGAACUUAGUUAAACAUCCAGGUAGUUGCUUCUUGAGAGAUCAUUGGUGCACCAUGCAAGUAAAUAUAUCUGUUGUCCUGUUCUCUUUGCUUAUGAAAGUUUCCGUUCAAAUAUCACCUUGUAAUUCAUGAGUAAGAGAGUUCAAAUAAACUUUGUAGAUUUCGUUUGAUAUUGAUUACACUAGCCAACUUCACUACUAACUAGAGGUUGUUUAAAAACUAUUUCGUCUGUUACCUGAGAACAAUAGUUGUCUUUAACAUGAACCACAUUAAUAUUUCUUCCAAUUGGAAAUACACUCUAAAGCUUUAGAGCUUAACUCCUAAUUCAAAUUUGUUUUUCAACAACUCAUUCUUCUGACAGGCUUCUGUUCAAAUGGCUCAAAUAGUUGUGGACGGAAUAGAAGCUUUUGCUUAACAGGCUUCCGUGUCUAGUAGCAGGGGAUCACUAAUACCUCCAGGCAGGAACCUAUGUCUGUUAACGAUAAAAGAGGAAAAAUAAGUUGGUAAAUCAUAAUAUGACACUAUCCUUAGUCCUUAGGAAUAGAUCGAGUUCCCUAUUGAAGGACUCCUGAGAAGUCGCUUGGACUAGCUUGGCCGACAGCGAAUUCCAGCAUUUGACAACUCUUAAGGAGUAGAAGUUGUGUCUACAGUCCGUUCUGCUAUGUUGUGUUUCCAAUUUUUGGGUGUUACCCCUUAGGUUGAGAUUUUGGUCACAAGUCACUCACGGCUUUAUUUAUCAUUAUAGUUGUCAAAAUCAUUUAACGAGAUUCUUCAAACAUGGAUUUGCUUGAUAAGAAUGAACCCAUAUCUUCCAUUCAAGAAUCAAGAGAUGCUUUUGUUGUCAUGGCAGAAAGUGGCAUAGUGGAUGAUGGAGUUCAGUUCCUUUAUGCUGUUGACCUCCUCCGUACUACUCGUAAAGAGGCACUUAAUCUCUCCGUUAAGUUAUUAGAAGAAUUAUUUAAUCGCACAAAAGAUGAUAGUCUACGGCGUGACUGUUUGUUUUAUUUGGCUGUAGCUCACACUAAGCUGUCAGACUAUGAAAACGCAACUCGGUGUUGUGAUAAUAUAUUGGUGAUACAACCGUCAAACCAACAGGUCAAAGAAUUAAGGAAUACAAUACAGUCUCGUGCUAAAAGAGUUGGGAUGAUCGGCUUAGGAGUUGUCGGUGGAAUUGUUUUGGGAGCAGCUACACUAUUGGGUAUUGGUCUCGGUCGCUACUAUUCUAAACGUCGUAAAUAAGAAUACUGGUUAACUGUACAGUUUAUUCAAGGUAUGCAGAACAAACAAAUUUGUAUUGCAUUUGUUUACUUGUUCACAAUAUAGCCAUUAAGUUUUGUUGGUCAGUUAUAUGUACUCUAUCCUUAUGAAUAUAUAUAUCAAAUAAUCUGC
Schistosoma intercalatum is the source of this 1503-nucleotide messenger RNA. NCBI's taxonomy places the organism in Eukaryota, Metazoa, Platyhelminthes, Trematoda, Strigeidida, Schistosomatidae. The record is from the annotation of a GenBank genome assembly.